Anopheles funestus (African malaria mosquito) is the source of this 3247-nucleotide messenger RNA. It is a transcript of the gene Pmi, whose product is annotated as transmembrane protein 11 homolog, mitochondrial. The record is from RefSeq and is a predicted model, not a curated record. Lineage: Eukaryota; Metazoa; Arthropoda; Insecta; Diptera; Culicidae. The transcript has 5 exons. Bases 517 to 1065 code for a protein of 182 amino acids. Gene Ontology annotation, biological process: inner mitochondrial membrane organization. Gene Ontology annotation, cellular component: mitochondrial inner membrane.
CAGAGGCGUUAGUUCUGACAGCAGGCAGCUGACAGCAACGAGCGAGAGGAGUGUGAUAAAAAAUAUCUCGGAUUAUUCUAGUCGCUUGAAAAGGAAGGUGUAAUACGUGCAGAAUCCGAACGAAACAAGCUGACGGUGUGCAAUUAGCAGCGAAAGAAAGUGCAUGCAUAGAAAAUGUCCAGUGAAACAGACAGCAGCAGUGAAAGAACUUGACCUAAUUGUAAUUAGCACUAACCUAUCGAACACGAAACGCAACUUUGAAGUUUCCUUGGCCAUAAUAAGCGAAGUGCACCCACAAAUCACGGAAGGUUGACCAACUGCGAGCCAGUCGGAAGGAGUGAACGAUCCGCGGAAGUGCAUUGCAUCGUGCAUAGAGAACGUGCAACUCGUUCCGAGUGUUCCGGUGUCCACAGAUUGGGAACAGUUAAGAGAAACAGCAAGGAAAACGGUUGCCACUCCAGGAAGGGUCACAGUGCGGCAAGACAUUUAGACCGGCUUUUGUGCGAGUAGAGUAUCAUGUCCGAGCUUCCGGUUGAAACCAAACGAUUAAGUCCCAUCGACGAGCUAAUAUCCCCUACCGUUCGCGUUAUACGGGAAGUGUACGAGGGUGAAAAUGCACACGAAAUGUUCCAGACCGACCUCAACAAGGCACUGUUCGAUAAGGUGCGGUUCAUCGUCAUCGAACCGACAAGACUCGGUGAGGAAACGGAACGAUGGAUUGCGGUCGGCAACUGUCUGCACAAAACCUCCCUAAUUAGUGGAGCGGCAUCGAUAGCCAUUAGUCUCAUCUGGCGGGAAAAGCUCACAAUCUACAGUGCUUCCUUCUGCGCCGUAUCGAUGUUCUGCACAAGCCUCUAUGCCAUCUGUUGGACCUGUGAUCCGUGUGUAGAGUAUCAGGUGGAGCGAAAACAGAGAAACCUCAUGAAAAUCCCGGUACCGGAAGGUGCAUCCUCGCCAGUGGUAUUGGUACACACAGGUAACCGACUUGCCACGUAUAGCCACCGAAUAAUGACCGCACUAGCAACGUCCGUGUGCGUGUGGACCGUGUAUAGGGCACUGAAAUAGGAGCGCUAAAAACGAUCGCACCUUUAAUAAGCCAACCUUUGUCCAGACGCGUUUUGACGGUGGCGUUCUUAUUUCAAUAACCGUGCAUCACCUGUAGGAUAAAUAGAAAACGUUGGUGGAAAUAUAUCACUGCCUUAUGCAGGGUGGUGAACGAGCAUCAGCACUAGAACAAAACAAUCGGAAGAAAGACCAGCCAGACGUACGUACGUACCACCUUUUAUCUUGUAGGAGUAGUGUGUAAAAUAUUCUUUCUUCCCUCGCGAAAUAACAAUGUGAUGGCUGAUUGUUAGUUGCUCAAAAACCAAAUCACAUGUAUGUGCCGUUGAGAGAGAUAGUGAGAACACCGUCAAGAGAAUAACGAAGGAAACAGGAAGGAUAUGUAAUCGAUCUUGACAGGCAGCAUGCAGAAGGAACAUGUCCUUGCUCGUCUGCGUCCUGUUAGUUGUGACUGAUAUUAUGUAUGUUGUGAAGCUGAUAUCGCUUUCGGGCAGAGUCAAACGAUAUCGAACGAUCUUUGGCUUGGCUUGCCAAAGCGAUCUAGGAAGUUAAGAUCAAAGAUCACCAAAAACCCGUUUGUUGAGAAAGUAGGUAACGGAAAUGUUUGCAUUUUUUUUUUCUGUUCACAUGUGAAAACAUUAAUUUAUAGCAAAAAAAUGGUGGUUUAGCUUUUUGUGGGUUACUGUAGGUCUGUUUUCUUUUAGCUUUUAACAUGCAUUGUUUUUGUAUUUUUGUUUGCAUCUCGAACAUAAUUUCUUUUUGAAUUGGAAGAGAAAGGCGAAUACGUUUAGGAAGAAUGAUACAACAAAAAGACGCUUUUAUUGUAUUGCCCUGUGUUGUGCUGCGAGGAAAUCGUUUGGCGAAAAGGAAAAGGCUGAUUAGAAGAGGUUCAGACGUUCGGGUGGAUAGGGGAUGGAAAAAAAACUAAACCUAUGAGAGACCGAUAGGGAAAGAGAAUCAAUUUAGUAGCUGCAUUUAAGACGAUAAGGAGCCAAAUGGUAGUAUUUCAAACGACAAUUGUUUACAGCGUGAAACAAGCUCACGUGCGUGCACGUGUACGACAAGCAAAAUGGAAAAAAUGAAAGAGUUGAACACAAAAGUAGUUCCAAUUGGAGUCGUUUGAUCGGGCUGUUAUGUUUGCUGAUGUAACUACAAAAGCAUAAUCAACACCAUCAGAGCGCUUUUGUUCGUGAGAAGUAGAAAAAUGGACGAAUAAACUAGAUUGGAACGAACUGUUGAUUUCACUAGCCAGGUUGGAAGUGUUAAGAACAAUGUAAAAGCAUUUAAAAUGCAGUCAUCGUGUGUAGUUACGUUUCUUUUAUUUAUGCUGCAAUCGAAUGGGUAAAUGUACUUUCCGGGGAACUAAAUUUCAAAGGCAUUCACGAAUAAGAACCGCAAAAGUUGUUAAAAAUGUAGUACACGAAAAGAGAUAUGCACAAUGCGACAACACGUGAUCAGAGCAACGCAACUGCUAAAGCAAAGAAAUUAUCAAAGACAAUUUCGUUUUGCGUAGAGGAAGGUUUACGAAGCUGUAGCAAGUGUUGAAGGAAGAUUUAGGCAAUUUUAGGAGCUCGUCUCUACAAUCAUUGCGCGCAACAAGAGGAUUAAAAUUGAAUCCCUUCGAUCAAAGUUCCUUGUGUUCCGUUCCAAACAAAUGAAGGGUGACUGACGUUAACAUGGUCCACUUAAUUUACAGCAUUACAAACGCACUUAGCGGAUGCAAUAAGGAAGAUCGACAAGUUCCUUCUUCGGAACCUUCAUUGCAAUGGAAGGAAUAACGAAUGUAUUAAAGCGUUUUAAUGAAACCCUUUCACUUUUUUUCGUUGACCAAUAAAAAAAACGUCAUCUUUUCUUCUCAUAUCCUCGAGAACAAAAUGAUAUUAGUCAGCAAAGAUAGGCACUUUCAGAAAUGUUGCCGUAAUUGUGGGAAAUUACGUACAGUAAUUGUAAAAUUACUCACGCACUGGAAAACUGGCAUAUGUUUCGGAUAAUGGGCAAGGAUAUGUUGAUGAGUGAGGAAUUGUUGUAAAAUGUGUAAAACUGAAUGAACAAUGGAAAUUAAGCAAAAGAGACAAAAUGUUAAAGCAACAUUUGUAACAUAAAGUUAUUCAGCUGUGAAACAACUGUAAGUUAUCGAAUGAAAUGGUUAAGUUUAGUUUUCAAUAAAAAAAUUAAGAAAAACAAA